Neurospora hispaniola is the source of this 549-nucleotide messenger RNA. RefSeq lists its product as uncharacterized. Bases 1 to 549 code for a protein of 182 amino acids. The transcript has 3 exons. The record is from RefSeq and is a predicted model, not a curated record. NCBI's taxonomy places the organism in Eukaryota, Fungi, Ascomycota, Sordariomycetes, Sordariales, Sordariaceae.
AUGGGAGAUAUCCCCAACAGGCAGACGGCUGAGCCGCAAGUUGACCGCCCACGGAUGGGAAAAGAAUGGAUGAAAAUCAACGGUCCAUCAAUCCUUGUCUGGGGAACUUUCUGCAUCCUCGUGAUGGCUUCAACUGAACUCUUUGUUCGUCUGUGGCAGCAGACGAGAUCGGUUAUGGAAGACGACGAAUGCGCAGCCACCCGUUCGGACCUCGAGUUUAUGGUGGUGAUGAACCGAGUUGGGAUCAUAGUUCAGUGUUGUCUUUGCAUCAGGUUGUUGUGGCCUUUGACAAUGGGGAAGCCCGCGGACGGUUCCGCCUCGACGGCCACGACUGCGGAUUCAGAGGACAAGAGCAAUGAUUUGGUUGAGGGACAAGCUGUGAUGGAGGAGAAGAGCGCCAAUCUUCGGGUUGUCUUGAGUGAUUUGGAGAAGGCAAAGAAUGACCUCAAGAUGGCGAAGGAGUACCUUGAGGAGUCGAGGAAGGAACUUGAGGAGCUAAAUAGGAGCGUCAAUGCUCUGCUUGUUGCUCUGCAGAAGAAGCGGGCUUAA